Messenger RNA from Schistosoma rodhaini, 1683 nucleotides. The record is from the annotation of a GenBank genome assembly. NCBI's taxonomy places the organism in Eukaryota, Metazoa, Platyhelminthes, Trematoda, Strigeidida, Schistosomatidae.
AUGGAUUUAUCGUCCAAAACUGUAUUUCUAGUUUCACCGCUCUUUCACUUGAGUUCAAAUCGGCAAGGUCAACAACAGGAUGCUUCUGAUUUAGAAAUGAGUUUGACGGGGGUUGUCUGCUCAGAGGAGACUUCUUACGUACACUCCAUUUUGAACAAUAAACUAUCGAAUUACUGUGAUGGGUGUUUGAAAAGCAUUCCUAAUCUUCGGUUGUGCUCUUCUUGCAAGUUAAUGCGUUAUUGUUCCCGCGACUGUCAGCUUCUUAUGUGGCGCGUGCACAGACGAGAAUGUAAACAGUAUAUUAAAUGUGGACGCCUACCGAUAGCCCCUGUCCGUGUUAUUUUAAGGAUUAUCAGUAUGCAGGACCAGAAAUGCCUUGUCGAUUCUCUUGUCUCACACGAAAACGAAAUACGCAAGAAUAUCGAUCUUAUGGAGAAGUAUCAUACAAUAAGACUAACCCUAUGGGACUUUUUGGGUGGGGAAGUGUUUGCAAAUGAAAAAACUAUUUUCCAAAUAUUUUGUAAAAUUCAAAUAAAUGGCUUCAUGAUCACUGAUCCAGAUGGUGUGGAUAUUGGGCCUGCACUUUUUUUAAGAGCUGCUCGUCUGGAUCAUUCUUGUGUCCCUGAGUUGCAGUACGUAUUUUCAAAUCGUCAACUUAUUCUAUGUAGAUAUGCUUCAUCUGUAUGCUCGGCACCACCCCAUAUUAGUUACUGUGAUUGUAUGACAACCACUGAAGAAAGACAAACGUAUCUGUCAAAUAACUAUUACUUCAAAUGUAAAUGCAGUUUAUGUGUAGAUAUCAACCGUGAGAAAAAGAUUACAUCACUCAUUUGUUGUUCGUCUGACUGUUUAAGCGGACCAAUACAAUUUGAGAAACUACCUCCGUCCGUUAAAUUGAAGGAAUGUAACAAUAAUAAACUAUCAAAGCCUAUUAUGGUCCGUUACUGUUUCGUAUGCCUCCAAGUCUACGAUGAUAAGCUAAUAAAUCGAAUUGCAGAUAAUCUGUAUGGCAAAACUGAAGCUCAUUCAGAUGUUGAUACUGCACUAGAUGCUCUAAUCAUGUAUUUACGUUGUUGUCAGAUUGAUGAACCUAUACAAAAUAUCCAAUUGAAAUCAGUUGAGGAUGUACAAUUUCAAGAAUCUUGUUCUUACUAUAAAUUAUUUGGUCAUAAAGACAGUUUAUACUUAGCACGAUGUUGUUCUCGUGUUCGAUUUAUACAUACAGUACCAUUGAGUUCAUUACUGGAUAAUUUGAGUGGUCGUAAUCAAUAUAAUAAAACGAACUUCAAAGUUUUUAAAGAUUCUCUCGUAAAUAUUGUAAUUGCUAGUGGUUUGAGUGAAUUCUACUGGAGAACAACUUGGUUGUUGUCAGAUCGUUUACAACUUGGUCGACUGGUUUAUUCAGUUACCUCUUUCCUAUUAUUACAUAUAAGUGAUACUAGUGAAUUUCGCAACUGUGACCGAAUGAAUAAAGUUAAAAAUUAUCUGAUACAUCCAUACAAUACGCACAAUAAUUUUGAUUGUCUAGGUCAUGUUUUAUGUAAAUUUUCAAGCAUAGCAUAUGAUGUAUUAAGUCCGCUAGCACCUUAUCAUCCUGAUUGGCAAAAAGGCAUGAGCAUAAUUAUGUAUUAUAAAGCUCAAGAUACUGAAUAUGUUGAUAUUAUGAAAAAAACCUGGGAUUGA